This is a messenger RNA of Protopterus annectens (West African lungfish), 1366 nucleotides long. It is a transcript of the gene OSTF1, whose product is annotated as osteoclast stimulating factor 1. The coding region runs from base 171 to 815 and encodes 214 amino acids. Gene Ontology annotation, biological process: signal transduction. The record is from RefSeq and is a predicted model, not a curated record. NCBI's taxonomy places the organism in Eukaryota, Metazoa, Chordata, Ceratodontiformes, Protopteridae. The transcript is spliced from 10 exons. Gene Ontology annotation, molecular function: protein binding.
CGAAGAAAGUUAUAGAGAAGGACUAGGAGUGGUUGUAGAACUUCCUUACUGUUAGGCACAGUCGUGGUAUUCUGAACAGCGACAUCGAUAUUUAGCUGUUUGGAGACACCUGGUCUGUAUCUUGUGGGUUGUAUUUUUUGCUGGAUUGAGGUACCCACAGAACUUUGAAAAUGGCUAAACCUCCACCCAAACCAGCAAAACCAGGUCAAGUCAAAGUUUAUCAAGCAUGCUACACAUUUGAACCCAGAACACCAGAUGAGCUGUAUUUUGAAGAAGGGGACAUUCUUUAUGUUACAGACAUGACUGAUACAAACUGGUGGAAGGGAACAUGCAAAGGGAGGACUGGCCUUAUUCCUAGCAACUAUGUGACGGAAAAAGCUGAAUCAAUAGAUAAUCCUAUGCAUGAAGCUGCCAAAAGAGGAAAUUUGAGCUGGUUGAGGGAAUGCCUUGAUAAUAAAGUUGGUGUAAAUGGAUUAGACAAAGCUGGAAAUACUGCACUUUAUUGGGCUUGCCAUGGUGGACAUAAAGAUAUCGUGGAAGUGUUACUUCUACAGUCAUCCAUUGAAUUAAAUCAACAGAAUAAAUUGGGAGAUACAGCCUUGCACGCAGCUUCAUGGAAAGGUUAUUCAGAUAUUGUAGAGAUGCUGCUAAAUAAAGGUGCACGGACAGACUUGAAAAAUAAUGAGAAGAAAACUGCUUUGGCUAUGGCAACUAAUGCGCAGUGUGCUUCAUUGCUGAAAAAGAAACAGCCAUCAGGUAUAGUAAGAACUUCAAGCAAUGCCGAAGAGUACCUUGAUGAUGAAGACUCUGACUGAGUUGAUCUAUGUUUUUUCUAAAACCUGCUGUAUUUUUUUAAUUUUGAAAUCUUUAUUUCAUUUGUAUGAGAAAGUUGUUGCUAUAAUGGUUAGGCAUAUGCCAAACUUUGACCCUUAAAGCAGCACACACAUUCCUCUUUACAGACCAUCUUUGGAAGGUAGUAUUGAGUUGAUAGUCUGUGGUUAUGAAAACACAGUGCUGCAAUCUAAAUCUGGUUUUAAGAUGAUGUCCCUCUCAUGUAUGCAUGAAUAUGCGCAGAAACAGUUCCUUCUUUCCACUUCAGAGUCCUUAUGUCAUACAGUUUAUAUUUGCCAUGCAAGAAAAAUAUUUGUUAAUAUUGAUUUUAUUUUAUUUUAAGCAUUCCAAAAAUGUUUUUAAAACUGGGUUACCUCAGGCUAAUUUUCAUUUUAGAGUAUUAUAACAGAGCUUGUUCUUAUUGCAAAGGCUUUCUCUAAAAGAAGGUAAACAACCUGUACUGAUCAUUACUGGACCAAAGAUAGUUGAGUUUAAUAAGAACAUUCAUACUUUUGCAAUAAAACUAAUGAUUAUG